Molecule: messenger RNA, 1696 nt
Organism: Rhineura floridana
Lineage: Eukaryota; Metazoa; Chordata; Lepidosauria; Squamata; Rhineuridae
Gene: HYLS1
Product: HYLS1 centriolar and ciliogenesis associated
Exons: 4
Coding region: 350-1264 (304 amino acids)
Biological process (GO): cilium assembly
Cellular component (GO): centriole; non-motile cilium
Source: RefSeq, a predicted model, not a curated record
UGGGGGCGGGCCUUACCAUUUUUCGGUUUAAACAACGGCAGUUGUGAGGCAGAGUAACCGUUGUUGCGCGAGGGCAGAAGGAAACCGAGCGGGCGGCGAGCAGGAAGAGGAUAGCCAUCAUGCAACGGACCUGGUGAUAGAGGAAUGCUUGGCCUGUCACUUCAAACUGGCUUUGGGGGACAUUGGAAUUUUUACAAUGGCUGCAAGGUGUGCAGGAGAGGAGGGGUCCUUUCUUGACAGCCAUGUGCUACUUGGAGCAGAGCUGAAUCACUAACCUUUAUCCUGCCCAUACUCAAAGUGGAGCUGCUUACAUUGUUGAAUUGGUAACUUCACCAAGCAAAGCACAGCAAUGGAAGCCCUGAUGGGACCUGAUCGCUACCGCUGGGCCUCUAUGAGCCGUGAAGAUCAGCUCAAGGAAGCUGCAAUGACCUUUAUCCGCCUUUGUGCAGAACAGGGAGAAGGUGAUAGCCCAAGGAAGACACAUGCUGCACCUCAGCUAGACCCCUACACAAGAGCUUCGGUGGCCUCUUUGGCCAGACCUGCACUUCCUGUGAUGAUCAGACACCUUCAGACAGGAUCCGCCUUGCAAUCAAAAACUCCUGAGGUUCCCAGAGUUGCUAGGAAGCCUGUGAUGAAAAGGAAAGUUUUGAGGCGAAGGCCCGAUGGAGAAGUAGAGGUGACGGAUGAGUCCAUUAUCAGCGAACCAGAGACUAGCAGUCCGAGUGACCCUGAGUGCGGGGAGUUGAGUCAAAGAAUGUACAGUCUGAAGACUCAGCAAGAAGUAGAGGAGGAGUCGUCAGAGGAGGAGAGCGGGCCAAGCAUUUGCCCAGAGUCUGAGAUUGCUUAUUCCUGGAGAACUACAGAGGAGAGCCAGAGCCGAGGCUCCCAAAGAGAGAGCCAGAGACGCAGCAUCACAACCUACGAGCAGGACUUGAUCAUUGCUGGCCACCCAAAGUCCUUCAUAUUACCAAGACUGGAGCAGCUAAGCAGGAACAGAAUGAAGACAGAUCGGGUAGCCCGUUACCUGGAGCAUAAGCAUGACUGGGAAUCGCUGCGGCUGCCAGGGGAAGAUCCCAGGAAAGGUGUGCGCUGGAGCAUCCGAGAACAGAUGCUAUACAAGUCAGAAUUGCCUCCCAGGGCUCAGCACAUUUAUAUCCCCAACAACUACCUGGUGCCUACAGAGAAGAAAAGAUCUGCCCUGCGUUGGGGAAUACGCUGUGACCUGGCAAAUGGUGUGAUACCUAGGAAUUCCUGCUCCUCCUAGCUCUAUAGCUCCGUCCACAGGAGAACACCUUGCUUAGCAUAGCCCAAAGAUCUAGCUACUCCAAACAAGCAACCAAGCUAAUUUGUUCACUUUGAAACCCUUUCAAAUCCUUAUUGGUUUUAAAUCUAUCUUUGAUUUCUGGAACAGGUAUUUUCUCAACAGAAAUGGAUUUUAUGUAUCCAUGCUUCUUAAACAGUUGCCCCAUAUAGGAUCAUUUGCAAGACAAAUGUUGUUCCCUAAGAAGCCAGGCAGAUGAACUAAAGCUCAUUGAAAUUUGUGUCAAGGAGAAUAACCUUUUAUUUUUAUUGCAAGAUCUUUUAAGCCCACUUCCUCGUCCUGAGCAAUCAUCAUACUCCUGUAUGAUAACACUAUUUUUAAAGAAUGUUUAACUUCUAGAUGCAUGGAUUAAAUUAAAAGUAUGUAGUAUAAAAA